Saccostrea cuccullata (small rock oyster) is the source of this 1306-nucleotide messenger RNA. RefSeq lists its product as uncharacterized. The record is from RefSeq and is a predicted model, not a curated record. NCBI's taxonomy places the organism in Eukaryota, Metazoa, Mollusca, Bivalvia, Ostreida, Ostreidae. The transcript is spliced from 4 exons. The coding region runs from base 1 to 1005 and encodes 334 amino acids.
AUGGCAGAGUCAUUCUUUGAAUUUCUAGAAAACAAUAAAAACCAGGAGUAUGUUACCUCUUCACCUGAAAGAACGUUUCAGGAUUUCGAAGAGGAGUGGAUUGAGGUAGGGCACAACUUUUCUCUAAUUUUUGAUUCAGGAAAUUCUCUGAAGGACCCCCACAAAUCCCCUUCAUCAAAAAAGAGGAAGAUUGAAGACGCUGAGGAUUCCAUGAUUUUGAAUAGAAAGAAAUUCGCAAAGAAAACUGUAAAAGCGGGGAUGUUCACCCAAGAGAUGGAACAAGAAGAACCUUUGUUAAAAAAGUUCAGACAGGAAAACCCUUCAAAAUAUGUCAAACUGGAGAAGAAAAUGAGUACUAGAGAUUUGCUGGAUACUUCAUUCACCCAGAAACGCCAGAAACGCGCAUCUACAACGAUGUUCCAAGAGACAUGGACACCAACUCAACCCCAGCCAGCGUACAGCCCGAUGUCUCCACCGGACGUCCCUCUGUCAACUCAACCCCCGCCAGCGUACAGUCCAGUGUCUCCACCAGACGUCCCUCUGUCAACCCGAUCCCCGCCAGCGUACAGUCCAGUGUCUCCACCGGACGUCCCUCUGUCAACUCAAUCCCCGCCAGCGUACAGUCCAGUGUCUCCACCGGACGUCCCUCUGUCAACCCAAUUCCUGCCAGCGUACAGUCCAGUGUCUCCACCGGACGUCCCUCUGUCAACCCAAUCCCCGCCAGCGUGUAGUCCAGUGUCUCCACCAGACGUCCCUCUGUCAACUCAACCCCUGUCAGCGUACAGCCCAAUGUCUCCAACGAUCGUCCCUCUGUCAACCCAAACUCAAACCUCGGGAUUUACGCCGAUUGAAGCACCGGGGUUCUGGAAUAAACCCAUCCAGUUUCCUCUUAAAGAGGAACUGGAUGCCCUUAAUGAACUUGUGGACAAUGUCCGAAUGGACCUUCUACAGACAUCUAUGUUGGUGAAUUAUAUUCAGGAAUUCAUGAAAAAAUUUCAAUAUUGACAUUAAAACAUGUGCACCAGGUGUUUGAAUAUAGAACCCACCUAGGUUUUGAAUGCCUUAACGAACUUGAGGACAAUAUCCGAAUGGACCUGUUACAAACCUCUAUUUUGGUGAAUUAUAUUCAGGACUUCAUGAAAAUUUUCAAUAUCAACAUUGAAACACUAGGUGUUUGAAUAGAACCCAACUAUUUUUUUUUUAAUGCUCUGGUAUUUAUACACUGGAUGAAAAUUUAGACAAACAGUACCCAAAUGGAUAUUUUACAAACCUCAGUGUUAGUGAAUUACAAAUAGGACCUUCAUAA